AUGACUUUUCUAAUUUGUCCCCGUUGGGGCAAAAUACAUCCGCCUUCUCCGUCUAGUGUUGCUCGGUCCGACCAUGAUGGCCCACUAGCGGCGGAGGAACCGCCGGCUCAGAAUCUAGUGCCCUCCGUCCCAUCCGAUGAUCCCAUUGAACAAUCUGAAAAGCAAUUCGAGAGUCUUUCUCAUCGUCUGCGACGCCGCUUCUCCCGAGAAUCCAAGACAAACGCCGAGGAUCGCGAUACCUCGAAGCUUGGAUUUCCCUUCAAUCUAAGGUCUAUCAAGUCAGCGCCAAAAAUAGGGACAAAGUUUGGGCAGAACCUCACAACCUUGGGCAAUCUUGGAAGCAGUUUGAUGAGCGAAAGGGCAUACGACAGCGAUGCGCAAUUCAUUACCACUCCCAGGCGUGCUGGCAACAGUAUCAGAUCUCCCUUUGCGAGACCUUUUCCGAGAAUGGAUCUGAGUGAUCUGAUUGAACGAAGCCAUGAGCGAAACUCCUCAGAGAAUCGGGCUGUUUCUUCUCAAGAUGGGAACAUAUCCAACCUUUCCCACCACGAGUCUGCGACUGGGAUGAAUUUUAUAUCUACGCCCACUGCCAGUGUGUCGUCUUUUCAAGGUCAUAAUGGAUCAAAUCAAAGUCUGAACCCUCUGCAAGCGGGAUCGGUUCUAGGAGAAUACGACUUGAACAUCACGUCUGCGAGAUCCUUCCCAGAUUUGACCUUCACUGGCCCUCUGUCGAUUCCCUCAUUUGCACCAACACCUGCCACCAUUGCCAUUCCGCGGCCUAAUGGUGGUUCAAGAUCACUGGCUGACUGGAAACAAUUUUUGCAAGAAAGCGGCCAGGUUUACAGCGCAGCAUCUUCGGAAACUCUGCCCAAUCUUUCCCCAGAUAUUUUGGUCAAGAAGAAACGACAAGUAUCUUCCUCAGCCAGAUCUUUUACCGAUCCUCGAUCAAUACAUCUUGACGAUUUGGGAAUCUCGAACCGGCUUGCCUCGCAAACUACAGCUUCCAAUUCCAUGCCUCGAUUGAUUCACCAAAACGAAUUCGGUUUCUUCGUUCCUCCAUCACAGGAAAAUCUUCAACCUCCAAAAAGGCCUGGAGCCUCAGCAGUAUCAGAUAUAGUUCCUCCAACUCCAAUGCCUAGGAAACAUGAUUUUUCUUCUUUCUACUCGCCACAAUCAGGCUCCAUUACAUCCAACAGGUCCCCUAUGGAUUCACAGAGAAGUGUGAACAAUCUCGCAAUGAGCAAUCCUCAGAUCAAGGAGAAGAUCCCGGACGAGAGUGAAAUUGUUCAGAGCAGUCAACUUUACGCAAAUGGAGCUGUGCAGAGCAAAUUCCGAGAGCAUUGCGAAAGUCCUGAUUCUGAGCAGACGAAAUCUCAUGAGCCGCCGAAUGAUCUCGACAAGGCCUGUCCGCCACGAAAAGUCAGCGUCGGCUGGAUGUCCGAAGGCCGAAGGGUAGGCUAUGGUUACAGUCCUGUGCCCAUCGAGGACGAACCGCAUAUUCAAAAUGAGCCGAUUUAUCAUCCAUACCGCAAGCCCGAGCCAGAAUCUAGAGCCGAAAAAAUGCCAGUCAGCUUCAACAAAAUCGACUAUCAAAAGCUUUCAAAGAAUAAUUUCGAGUCUACGGAAGAUUUCACACUCGGGCCAAGCCCAAGCAUGGCUAGCAAUUGUUCAGAUAUCGACAAUCCCAGCCUAUCUCCAAUCCCGAAGGUCAAGACAUCCGAAUACCCUACGGCACCACAUAUCCGAGCAAUGUUUGGAAGCCGCAGAGGUCGAACCGAUGACCCUUCAUCCGUCCAGACUCACGAAGGGGGCUUCAGAAGUCUACGGGCCCCAGGGCUGCCUCCAACGACCCACAUCGAGCACUGCCAAGUCCCAAAGAGCUCGAAGUAUAGCAACCAAGCCAACGACUCUUUUGCUCAGCGCUGGUCCCGUCUCAGCCCAACUCUGAAACAAGCUGCUAUUGUCUCGGGUGGUAAUGCAGAUGACGAUAAUCCGGGAUGUUUUGACCUCGGUGAUCAAUACCAUGUUCAAGAGCCUUGCUCUCUCCAGCCUAAAAAAUCUCGGAGUGAAAAAUGGGCCCGGCGUUUCACUCGUCGCCGAGAGACCAGACGUAUCUCGAUUGUCCAGCAGCAGGACUCUUCACAGAGUUCCUCGGACCAGUAUGAAGAUUGUGUGUCGGAGGAUCCUCAGCGAAAAACAACAGAAGAUCUGGCGAGCAUGUACCAGGACUGUAUUGAUAUGCCCGGCUCUUUUGAUGGCAGCCGCUGGGCGACUCGAAGAAGCCGAAUGCCGUUGUGGGAUGCGUGCACUGAGGGUCUCUGGCAUUCAGCCUGA
This is a messenger RNA of Penicillium manginii, 2334 nucleotides long. RefSeq lists its product as uncharacterized. The transcript is spliced from 2 exons. Lineage: Eukaryota; Fungi; Ascomycota; Eurotiomycetes; Eurotiales; Aspergillaceae. The record is from RefSeq and is a predicted model, not a curated record. Bases 1 to 2334 code for a protein of 777 amino acids.